AUGGUGUGCCUACACCAAUAUUCUACCGCGAACUUACCCCAUACACAGCCAGGCAUCCCCUCAGCCUCAACGGCAAAGAGCCAGCUCUCCGCUCUGACCGUGAAGGCCUCUUACGACGACGGUCUGUACAACCGAGACAAGUUUCCUCACUGGAUCACUAUCAGCGGAGCUUGCAACACUCGAGAAACAGUCCUAAAACGUGAUGGCACCAACAUCGUCACCGACAGCUCAUGCUACCCUACGUCAGGGCGGUGGUACAGCCCAUACGACGGGGCGACCUGGACUGUUGCCUCCGAUGUGGACAUUGACCACAUGGUACCGCUGAAGAAUGCCUGGAUUUCCGGCGCCAACACCUGGACUACCUCUAAGAGGUCUGACUUCGCCAACGACCUCAGCCGUCCCCAGCUGUGGGCGGUAACAGAUAAUGUGAACCAGGCCAAGAGUGACCAGAGUCCGGACCAGUGGAAGCCGUCGCUUACUUCGUUCCAUUGCACUUACGCCAAGAGCUGGGUAGCCGUCAAGUACGCGUACGGGCUUAGCAUCACCUCGGCCGAGAAGUCCUCGCUUUCGAGCAUGUUGAACACAUGCAGUUCUUGA
This is a messenger RNA of Canariomyces notabilis, 597 nucleotides long. RefSeq lists its product as uncharacterized. The record is from RefSeq and is a predicted model, not a curated record. The transcript is spliced from 3 exons. Bases 1 to 597 code for a protein of 198 amino acids. Lineage: Eukaryota; Fungi; Ascomycota; Sordariomycetes; Sordariales; Chaetomiaceae.